CCCUCCCCGGGGAUGGUGAAUUGAAUGUUUUUGCUUUCCCUCUCUGCACAGAGCUCUUGUCGAGUCAAUGAGAGACCUCCACAAGUCUAGCGUGCUGGGAAGCAAGCACGGCAGCCUGAUGUCAUGGCGCCCGCAGUACCGCAGCUCCAAGUUCCGCAACGUCUACGGGAAGGUGGCGAGCCGGGAGCACUGCUUUGACGGCAUCCCCAUCACCAAGAACGUCCACGACAACCACUUCUGCGCCGUCAACGCCCGCUUCCUCGCCAUCGUCACCGAGAGCGCCGGCGGCGGCUCCUUCCUCGUCAUCCCGCUCGAGCAGACAGGCCGGAUCGAGCCAAACUACCCCAAAGUGUGCGGUCACCAGGGCAAUGUGCUCGACAUCAAGUGGAACCCCUUCAUCGAGAACAUCAUCGCCUCGUGCUCCGAGGACACCUCGGUGCGGAUAUGGGAGAUCCCCGAGGGCGGCCUGAAGAGGAACAUGACAGAGGCCGUCCUGGAGCUGUACGGGCACAGCCGGCGCGUCGGCCUGGUCGAGUGGCACCCCACCACCAACAACAUCCUCUUCAGCGCGGGCUACGACUAUAAGGUCCUCAUCUGGAACCUGGACAUCGGGGAGCCCGUCAAGAUGAUCGACUGCCACACGGACGUCAUCCUCUGCAUGUCCUUCAACACGGACGGCAGCCUGCUGGCCACCAGCUGCAAGGACAAGAAGCUGCGGGUGGUGGAGCCGCGCUCCGGCAGGGUGCUGCAGGAAGCCAGCUGCAAGAACCACCGCGUCAACCGCGUGGUCUUCCUGGGCAGCACGAAGCGGCUGCUCACCACGGGGGUCUCGCGCUGGAACACGCGGCAGAUCGCCCUGUGGGACCAGGAGGAUCUGUCCAUGCCCCUCAUCGAGGAGGAGAUCGACGGGCUGUCGGGGCUGCUCUUCCCUUUCUACGACGCGGACACCCACAUGCUGUACCUGGCUGGCAAGGGUGACGGCAACAUUCGGUACUACGAGAUCGGCUCGGAGAAGCCCUACCUGAGCUAUCUCAUGGAGUUUCGCUCCCCGGCCCCGCAGAAAGGACUGGGGGUGAUGCCAAAGCAUGGGCUGGACGUGUCGGCCUGUGAGGUCUUCCGCUUCUACAAGCUCGUCACCCUCAAGGGGCUCAUCGAGCCCAUCUCCAUGAUCGUGCCAAGAAGGUCGGAGACGUACCAAGAGGACAUCUACCCCAUGACCCCGGGCACGGAGCCAGCCCUGACGCCGGACGAGUGGCUGAGCGGGGUGAACAGAGAUCCCAUCCUGAUGUCGCUGAAGGAGGGCUACAAGAAGACGUCCAAAAUCGUCUUUAAGGCGCCGGCGAGAGAGAAGAAGGGCGUCGUGGUGAACGGCAUCGACCUGCUGGAGAACGUGCCGCCGCGCACCGAGAACGAGCUCCUUCGGAUGUUCUUCCGGCAGCAGGACGAGAUCCGGCGGCUGAAGGACGAGCUCUCGCAGAAAGACAUACGGAUCCGGCAGCUACAGCUGGAGCUGAAAAACUUACGCAACAGCCCGAAGAAUAAUUAACUUCCAGGGACGUUUUAUAAAUAAACUUUCUUUGUUUAUACUCGCUCUUUAAUUUUAUUGUAUCCACUUACACAGCGUAUGAGCCAGAAGCCGAGUGACCUGCCAAGAGCCCAGAUGCUAACUGGAAAAAACGUCCUCAUAGCCUCGUCUAGCACUAAAAACGGCCUCCGCGCCCUAAGCGACAGCCACCGCAUGAAGGGGAGCCGGGCAGUGCUUGCACCCCCUCGCUCCUCGGAGUCGGUAGGCGAGCAGCGUCUUCUCCGUCGGGGCCGGGCGCGAGGGUCCCUAGGAAAGCACCCCGGGGUGCCUCGCUAUUGAUUUUCUCCUAUGCAAGGUGUGACAGCGAUGCCCAUCGCUACGGGGCUGGGAUCGGGUCCGCGGGGCUGGCGCAGGGCGGGCAGGGCCCCCGCCCGGCUGCACGCAGACCUCGCCUCUGAAACCAAUAAAAAUUAAAAAAGGAAAAAAAAAAAAAAAAGAGAGAAAAUAAAAAUAAAAAGAGGCUGGGUUUCCUAGACAGAGAGGGAUUUUUUGCUCCUCAGCCCUCUGCAAAGCGGGACUUAACCGCCUCCUUUCCCCCGGGACGCGUGCCAAGCGCCCCGGGGAGGGGCUGGACGGGUGCAGCACAUGUGUGCAGUCACAGUGGUUGUGAGCUAGGCCUCUAGCACAGGGAAAGAACCAAAUACUGCUCGUUUUUCUCUCUCUCUCUUUUCACUGUGUCCAGUUGCUGAGCUGCCUAGCACUGCCAGCGCGCCGGUUUCUCCUCCCUGUUCAUCUCCUUGUGCCCCGUCCCCGACGCUUCCCUGUCUCUACGUUCCAUGUGCUGUCAUUGCCUGUUAUUUAUGCUACUACGGAAUAGUGACAAAAUAAAAGGUUUUCAAGAUACCAAA
Molecule: messenger RNA, 2433 nt
Organism: Oxyura jamaicensis (ruddy duck)
Lineage: Eukaryota; Metazoa; Chordata; Aves; Anseriformes; Anatidae
Gene: CORO2B
Product: coronin 2B
Exons: 12
Coding region: 68-1546 (492 amino acids)
Biological process (GO): actin filament organization
Molecular function (GO): actin filament binding
Source: RefSeq, a predicted model, not a curated record